This is a messenger RNA of Onychostoma macrolepis, 2149 nucleotides long. Its product is annotated as fucosyltransferase 7. The record is from RefSeq and is a predicted model, not a curated record. Gene Ontology annotation, cellular component: membrane. The coding region runs from base 890 to 2071 and encodes 393 amino acids. Lineage: Eukaryota; Metazoa; Chordata; Actinopteri; Cypriniformes; Cyprinidae. The transcript has a single exon. Gene Ontology annotation, molecular function: alpha-(1->3)-fucosyltransferase activity.
CGUAGUUUUGUGUAAUAUUAUGAGGCAAUCUUGCUUGCUCUGUGCUCUAAACGUGCAUGGUGAAUCUUUGCACAACAGUUGAUUUCAUGUGUCCAAAUUUCUGCAUUGCAAAGUUAUCUGCCAACAGGUGGGGCAAAACCGGAUACACACUGGUUUAUGUGUCAUUCACCCACUAAGCAGUGACACUCUUGGUUUAUACGUCAUUUAACCACUAAGCAGUGAUGCUCUUGGUUUAUAUCUUACUGACACAGUGACUUUCAUACAAACAAACCGCUUACAUCGAUUUUCAUGUUGUUUCUGGACUCUCAGCUUUAGGCAAGUACAUGUUUUGAUUGUGCCUGUUACUAUGUUAGAAAAUACAAUUUACUAAAAUAAUAAAGAUAAAUAUAUUUUUAUAUACAUUUGGAUAGAUGUAAAUUAUUGACCUUUACUGGGAAUAAUAAAUAUAUUAUUUGGCUAUUGAAAUGGCAGUGUGUGGUAUAUUGAUUUCAGCUUGCUUUAGUAUUUAUGCAGUUUUUUUUACUUUUUUAAAGUAGCAAAGUUGUGACUAAAAUGCAAAGUGAUGAUUUCACUUUGCAUUUUAGUCACAACUUUGCUAGUUUUCAAAAACUAGUUCCCACAAGUUCACACCAUCGUACUGUAUUAUAAGCUCAGUUCUAGUCACUACUGUCAAAACGGAAAAGACAGAGUUGAUUUUAUUCUGUUAUUUUACUAUCAUAUUUUUUAUAUUUGUUUUUAUUUUUAUAUUUUCUGUUUAUAUUUCACAUUUAAUUCAAGUUUUAGUAAUUUUGUUUUUGGGUUGUCUAUAUAGUUUUUAUUUAUUUAAGUUCAUCAAAUAUGAAUAGAAACAAAAAAACAUUUACUUGUCAACUACCUAAAAUAAGUAUACAUGCUUCAGUUAAUGUUGAUUUUAUUUCAAGUAACAAAAAUGUUUUUCAUGAUUUUAAUUUUAGUGAUCUAUAAUAACCCUGCUGUGACCACCUCACCACUUUGUCUUUACAGUAUUUGUGCCAUGCAAUUAAUGAAAAAACAUAAUCGUGCACUCUGUUGUCUGUUUGGCUUUGUGCUGCUCUACAUUUUCAUAUCCUGGAGCAAAACCAUGCCGCUCUUGAGUCAGAUUGAGACCAGUGGACCUAAAAGCCCAAAGGACAAUAUCACCAUCCUCCUGUGGCACUGGCCUUUCGGAGUUCGCUACAGACUGGAGAGAGGGGUCUGUAUGGAUAAAUAUGAAAUCCCUAGAUGCUUUCUAGAGGAUAACCGAUCCCAUUUCGCUCAGGCAGAUGUUGUAGUCUUCCAUCACUAUGAGCUCUGGACUGGCCACUCCAAACUGCCUCUCCACCUUACGCGUCCACCAAUGCAAAAGUGGCUUUGGUUAUCGCUGGAACCUCCUAUGAACAACCACAAUCUCAACAGCUACAACAGUCUGUUCAACUGGACAAUGAGUUAUCGUCGUGACGCUGACAUCUUCAUGCCAUACGGAGAGAUUGUUUCUAAAAGGACUAAUGCCACAUACGUUAUUCCGAAGAAGAGCGACUGCCUAGUUUGCUGGGUGGUCAGCAAAUACAAAACCAGUCAAAGUCGCUCUCUAGUUUUCCAGCAGCUGAAGAAAUACAUUCCAUCAAAACUAAUAGAAGUAUACGGUCGGUGGUCCAAACGGCCGCUCUCAAACACAGAGCUGCUUUCCACAAUAUCUCGAUGUUAUUUCUACCUUGCCUUUGAGAACUCAGUAUCCACAGACUAUAUCACAGAGAAGCUGUGGCGAAACUCGUUUCAGGCGGGGAGUGUGCCGGUGGUGCUUGGCCCACCCAGGAACAUUUAUGAACUAUCAAUUCCACCAGAGUCAUUCAUCCAUGUAAAUGACUUCAGCAGCAUUAAGGCGCUGGCUAAUUUCUUAAGUCAAGUGGCUGCUAAUAGAGAACGUUAUGAGUCUUAUUUUAGAUGGCACAAUUACUAUGAUGUUAGAAUGUACACAGACUGGAGAGAAAGACUCUGUAAUAUUUGCACACAUUAUGACCAUCUCUCUAAGCAUAAAAAAGUGUACAAUGAUUUGUAUAGCUGGGUCAACAGGUAACUGACUUUUUCAAGGAAGCUGUUUCAUUUGUAAGUGUGGAUUUUCAAAUAAUAAAUUCACCUUAUCUGGUCAAAUGUA